Messenger RNA from Larimichthys crocea (large yellow croaker), 5155 nucleotides. RefSeq names its product solute carrier family 24 member 4b (gene slc24a4b). The record is from RefSeq and is a predicted model, not a curated record. Gene Ontology annotation, biological process: intracellular calcium ion homeostasis; calcium ion transmembrane transport. The transcript is spliced from 18 exons. Bases 729 to 2510 code for a protein of 593 amino acids. Gene Ontology annotation, cellular component: plasma membrane. Lineage: Eukaryota; Metazoa; Chordata; Actinopteri; Sciaenidae. Gene Ontology annotation, molecular function: calcium channel activity; calcium, potassium:sodium antiporter activity.
UCAUCAUCACAGCACUGGCUUUUCUGCACCGAGUGAGGAGGGAUCGGUGUGAAAGGGGGAGGCGCCCCAAACGAAGCGACUGCUGCCGCCGCCGCUUCUGCCGCCGCCGCCGCCGCUGCCCAAAUUUAACAAUUAACCUUGAUGAGCACCGAUUGGUUUCACUUACGCUAACAGGCGCAGGUGCGUGUGGAGCGCAGAGGAGCGGAGCCGAGUCCACGUUUCUGACCGGACACUGACGCAUUUUAUGUCAAACACAGAAACUACUCGGAUAGAGGAGGACAUCGCAGCUCAUUUCUCUCUCUAUAUAUAUAAAUAAAUAAAUAUAUAUUGCACGGGACAGGAUGCGCUUUGCAAUGGGAUCCCGUCCGACACUCAUCCUCUUGCAGAAUCCGAAUCUAGGAGCAUUGCUGAAUUGAUUUGGACACCUAUAUCGGAAUUUGACCGCCGUGUCAUUGCCAGUCCCAGCAGCUGAAAAAAGCAUCUUCUCAGCUGCAGGAGACAAGAAGAAGGAAAAAAGAAGAAGGAGACGGAGAAGAAGGGAGGAGGAAAUAAAAAAACUGCUCCACUACUACCCCCAUCUGCGCCCUUUGGACGGGCUUGAAAUGAGGACCACAUCCCGGUUGUGUUCCGUGUGAAGAAGAGAGGCAAAGCGGGGGUGGCUGUUAGUUUUUUUUUUUCAGGUUCUCAAGGACGCAAAAAAAAGUGGCCGCCGGGCCGAGCUGCGAGGCAUGGAGCGGGACGACACCGACACCGUGAGCGUGUCCAAAAAGACAAUAAUCGCGAAGAUAUUUAAAGUUCGCAAGAGGAGGGAGAUGCUUUUCGUUCAGGUGUGCUUUAUCUGCAGUGUCCUCUUCGUGGCGUGGAGUAUGUCGGUGAUUUUAACCAAGACAGGCCACGGGAUGCUGGUGGAGGGACAUCCGGACGUCGAACACUGGGGAAGGCGGCUAAUGGCUUCAGUACCAGACAACGAAACGGAGCAGAAGAACUGCUCAUCUCCAGCAAUACACGAGUUCCCCAGUGACCUUUUCUCCAGCCAGGAACGAAAGAGUGGGGCCAUUGUGCUGCACAUUGUGGCGGCACUCUACAUGUUCCUGGCCCUCGCCAUAACAUGCGAUGAAUACUUUGUGACGUCGCUGGAGAAGAUCUGCGAGAAAUUAGAUCUGAGUGAAGACGUCGCAGGAGCCACCUUCAUGGCAGCUGGCAGUUCUGCACCAGAGCUCUUUGCAUCUGUCAUUGGUGUCUUCAUCACUCACGGUGAUGUGGGGGUGGGAACCAUCGUCGGCUCAGCGGUCUUCAACAUCCUGUGUAUCAUCGGUGUGUGCGGGAUCUUCGCUGGACAGGUGGUGAUAUUGACCUGGUGGGCAGUUUUCAGGGAUUCCUUCUACUACAUCCUGUCAGUCCUGGCUUUGAUUGCAUUCAUCUAUGAUGGGAAGAUAGUCUGGUGGGAGAGUUUGGUGCUGGUGGUCAUGUAUGCUGGAUAUAUCCUUGUUAUGAAAUUCAACUCCAGCAUGCAGAGAUUUUUCAUGGGGAAGUCGAAGAAGAACGUGGCCAACGGUAACGCUGCGGCCAGCAGUGAGAUGGAGGACGUCAAGCCCAGCAAGGCUUACAGCCGUGGAUCGGUGGUGAUGGUGGACGAGAUCAUGAACGCCAGCCCUUCAAAGUUCAGGUUUCCAGAAGCUGGCCUCCGUGUCAUGGUCACCAGCCAUUUUGGACCCAAGACCCGCCUGCGCAUGGCCAGUCGCCUCAUCAUUACAGAGCGCCAGAAGUUGGUUCAAGCUGCCAAUGGAGUGGAGACACAAGUGAUCGACGGGAAGGUUGAAAUCGAGAAUGGGAACGUGCCAGAGGACAAACCCACCGAGGUGGAGGAGAACGAGACCAUCUCACCGUUUCAUAUUCCAAACGGUAUCGGCAGCAAGCUGAAGUGGCUGAUCUCGUGGCCUCUGCUCCUGUUGCUCUUCUUCACCGUCCCGAACUGUGGCAAGCCUCGAUGGGAGAAAUUCUUCAUGCUCUCCUUCAUCCUGUCCACUAUCUGGAUUGCCGUCUUCUCCUACUUCAUGGUCUGGAUGGUCACUAUAAUUGGCUACACUCUGGGAAUCCCAGAUGUCAUCAUGGGCAUCACUUUCCUGGCAGCAGGCACCAGUGUCCCAGACUGCAUAGCCAGUCUCAUUGUUGCUCGGCAAGGUUUGGGAGACAUGGCGGUGUCCAACACUAUCGGCAGCAACGUGUUUGAUAUUCUGGUGGGACUCGGCGUCCCCUGGGCGAUACAGACCAUGUGCGUCAGCUACGGAUCAGAGGUGAUGAUUAACAGUCGGGGUCUGGUGUACUCUGUGGUGCUUCUGCUGGGCUCUGUGGCCCUCACGGUGCUCGGGAUCCACCUGAACAAAUGGAGGCUGGACGUGAAGCUGGGCUUGUACGUCCUCGUCCUGUACGCCAUCUUCCUCUGCUUCUCCGUCAUGAUCGAGUACAACGUCUUCACCUUCGUCAACCUGCCCAUGUGCAUGGAGGAGUAGAGCGCACAGCAGCAUGCCUCAGAUACCAAAACCUCAACGCUCCUGUAGAAACCCCAGAAUCUUUUUCUUUUCUUCUUUUUUUUUCUUUUCUUUCGUUGAUACUGGACCUAUCUGCAGACUCUUUUUCUCCUCCCAUGUUUAGUCCGAAGUAUGAAUCUCUUUUCCUCAAGAGGCAGUACACGCUGUAAGAGUGGACUCCAUUCUAUGUCUCCGGUUUGUCCUCUCGACACCCAGUGCCAGUCCUUGAAUGCCCAUUAUUUUGGGGCAUUGCCUGUUAUUGCAGUAAAGUCUUUAUUUCCUCUGUGCGCCUGUUAACUUUCUACUCCAUCUAGCAUGCCUUUUAGAUGUCGGGGACCUCCAGAAUCAUAAGUGCCCCUGUUGAUUGGUGGUGUGUGUGUGUUUUCACUGUUUUCACAUUGUAGAUUUUCACACGACAUGUCCAAAGCUUUUCCACGAACCAAACCAGUCUGUGAAGAGAAACAAAACAAAAAAACAAUCCUCCAACCAAACCCCCCGCCCCCAUCGUAGAGAUAACUCCUUAAAGUUAUUCCUUUUAAAGAAUUCCAGUGUUAUCCCAGCACCCAAAGAAAAAAGAAUACACUCCUUUACCCACGUCUCGACUCCCCCCUGGAGGAGGGCUUUGUCCUUGGCAGCUCCCCUCCUCCAGCUUGGACCCAACACCCCCCCUGGCAUGGCCUUUUUUUGGCAUCAGGGAGCAGAUACUGUUAGCGCUUCACUUCACCCAACCCUCACCUGCUUGAUCAAAUCUGCUUUGUUUUUCUUUAGAAAAAAAAAAGAGAGGAAAAAAAAAAAGACAUUUUGUCAGGACACUUUGUGUCGACGUGUCACAGUCCAGAUCAGUCGACUGUGAGGGUGUUAUGCAUAUGCAGCACGGCACAAUGUAAAACUUGUAAACACUUUUUUUUUUCUCUUCUUGUUAUUUUGUAUUUAUUUUUUUUCAAAACAAGGUUUUGUCUAGUAUGAAACACGGAGGAGAGCUUGUUGCAAAUAUAGGACAUUGCCUGUUUUUUCACCGAAAACGAAAAUUGCACAUGGAAAAAAAAAAAGCUUUUUCUUGCUUUUUGUGCUGUAAGGAGAUUUGACCACUCAGAGGGGGUAUCUGGCUGCUGCUGGUGGAGGGUGGAGGUGGUGGUGGUGUCCACUUCCCAGCGUUCUUUACAUUCAGUGAUGGGUCAGUCCACUUUUUUUCCCCCUCUGCACAACUUUCGAAAACAAAAAACUGGCUCCAGAUCUGUGGGACGCAUCCUGGUUUCUGUCAUCGUCGGGUGACUUGUUCUCAUUUUUUUGAGACUGCAGCAGAAUGGAGGUAGUUUUAAAAAAAAGAACAAAAAAACAAACAAAAAAAUGCAAAGAAACCAGACAGUUCUCAACACUGACUGUCUGCUAUAACAACUUCUGGCCAGUAGGGGGUACUGCAUCCCCUCUACCAAGGACAGGGGUGUCAACCACAGCCGCCGGUUAUCAGGGAAACUCAGAAGGACAAACUCCAUGAGGUGUCAGUGGUGAUGGUCUCUUGAUUUUGAGUUACAUGUAGAUAUUGCACUUUAACAGCCGUCCUCUCAUUCUGAAUCAACUAGUGCUUCCUUCUGUGUGUGUGUGUGUGUGUGUGUGUGUGUGUGUGUGUGUGUGUGUGUGUGUGUGUGUGUGUGUGUGUGUUUGAGGAACUGAGCCCAAAAGGAUGGACAUUUCAGGAACAGUGGCUUUGAGGGAAGUCUGAUUCUUUUUUUUUUUCUGUCCCCCUCGUUCUUGGCACACCACACUCCUUUCUCCUCUCUCGUCCCCUCUUGCACAAGGGCAUUAACUCUCCACCAACCCUAGCUGAUGGAGCAGCAGGGAAUGCAUGGAUGGAUGGAUGGAUGGCUUUCCUCCACUGCCCUCGGGACGUUUGAUACUUUUGCAAAGGACCUGGAUGAGAGCAGACUUUAAGGAUUUAAAAAAAAAAAAGGAAGGUGGACCCCCUUUUUUAAGCUGCUCCUCUAUCGGGGUUCAAACUUGCUGUGUUUACUGGACGGAGGUGACCACACAGGGCCUAAAGACUCACUGAUCUCCUCGUACACCUCCUCUUCCUCCCCUCUCAACCUUGUCAGUGGGUCUUCUGUACAAACAGGACCUAUGAUUUUGUGACUUUUUGUGUGUGGACUGCACUCGAGUUGAUUCAGAAUGUGCAGCGUUGAAGUUUAUUUCGUGUAUGUUUCUGUCGUUCGCUCUGUGUGGUCAUGUCCCAGUCGCCAGGUUUGAGUGGUAUCACCACAGCAGGGGGGGGGGAGGAAAUAGAAACAAACACUGCUCCUCUUUUUUUUGUCCUCAUCUUGACACACAGCGUACGUUCUGACUCACGUCUUUGUUACCAAGUCACUUUUUUUGGAAGAGGAAGGAGAGAGAGAAGAAAAAAAAAACAGUAGAAUUCAGAUGCCAUACGUGUCCGUAGCUCUGCAUAAAUCCAGAUUGUAUGUAUGGAAAUCCUGUGUACAAACUAAGCGCACACACUUUAGAAAACACACGUUUAGAAAGGCAGAUCGAACACAAGACUGGUAUGUAUUUCUCGACUGAAUGCGACCUGAUGCACUGUGAGCUCAAUGUGAUGUGGGAGUUGUUUGUCAAGAAUAAUAAAUGAUUAAAAAAUA